AGGUUAAAUAUGAAAAAUGUCAAAAAUUUUAGUGAAAGUAGAAAUUAUAUUUUAUAUGUUAAGCAUUCUAGAAUUACAAUGUCUAUAGUGAGAAUACAUUGACUAAUCGAAUAACAUCUAUCUAUGGUCUAGGUAAAAAUGACAUUAUAUAUAAAAAAGAAGUUUUAAAAGAAAAAAAUACCAUAACCUUUAAUAUAUUUUUUAUACAAACAGUUGUGAUAAAAUAUUUAAAAGUUUAUAUAAUAAAACUGAAUAAAUUGGUGCAAUGGAUAGAAAUAGAACCGUAUCUGUUGAUGAAUUUCCAACAAUAUGUAGAAUAUGUCUAUCAACCAGUGAUUUGUUACCGUUUAUUUCUAUCGAUAUCCGCAAAGUUUUUAACAAUAUUACGAAUAUAAAGGUUGUAGAAAACGAUCUAUUGCCAAAAAAUAUUUGCAAAAACUGUUUGAACCAAUUAGAAAAUAUAUCGCAAUUCAUAAAGCAGUCUGUAGUCAAUCAUUCCCUCUUAAUUGAGGCAUUAGAUCAAGGUAAUGUUAAAUUAUCUGAAGAUUGUGCUAAAAUCGACUAUCACGUAAAAGAAGACGAAGAUCAAAAACCACUUACAGUAUUCGAAUGUGAUAUUUGUAAAGUGACAUUUACCAAUAAAAAAUUACUGAUCCAUCAUGUGAAACAGCACUUGAACCAGAAAGUUUCAGUAAACAUCAUUUCCAACAAGAAUUCGUGUGAUUUAAAAUGUGAAAUUUGUGGAAAAUUAUUUAGUACAAACAUUGCUUUACUCAAACACAACAAAAUGCAUAAAAGAAAAAAAGAAUCUCAAGUUAAAAGUGUUAAAUAUAAAUGUGAAGAAUGUGAUCGAGUUUUAAGUUCAAUAUAUGCUUUAGAAAGCCAUAAAAAAACACAUACUGGUGAAAGACCAUUUAAAUGUGAACACUGCGAAAAAGAUUUUCCUUACCUCGGAAGUCUCAUUAUCCACACAAGACUCCACACAGGAGAAACCCCAUAUAUUUGCUCGGUUUGUAAUAAAGGUUAUCGAAGUUCUACUAGUCUUAAAAAACAUAAAGAAAAACACGUCACAGAAGAGGAUAUCAUUAAUAAUGAUGAAAAAAACUUGUCUGAUCGUUUGCAAAAGAUAAAAUGUUCAUUUUGUGAUAAAAUACUCAGUAAACAUGGUUAUGGAACUCAUUUGAAAACGCAUACAAAUAGUAAAAAAAUCUUUUGCUGCACUAUUUGCAACAAGAUGUUUCAAAAACAUUCUCAUUUACAGAGACACGUUAGAAUCCACACAGGUGAACGACCAUUUGUUUGUAAAAUUUGCAACAAAGCUUUUGUUCAAAAUGGCGAUUUGAAACGACAUACGACAAUCCAUUGUGACCAAAGGGAAUUCCAAUGUCAAUAUUGUGGGAAACAAUUUUUCACGAAAUGUUCCCUUAGCACACACAUUUUACACCAUUGCAAAAUUUCCAAAAAAAAAUCUCAAGGAGAUGAGAUGAAAAUCGAAAUUAAAUCUAAAGUAAAUGAGAGACCUUUCUUAUGCACUAUAUGUGGGAAAUCGUUUACUGCGAAUAGCAGCUUGAAGGUCCACAAUAGAUUACAUACAGGGGAAAAUCCAUUUGUUUGUAAUAUUUGUAACAAGGCCUACAACAAUUCUAGUGCUUUGAAAAAACAUAUAAUGAGAUAUCAUACCCAAGAAAAACCCCACGUUUGUAUGGUUUGUCAAAAAGGUUUUCACGAUUCGACAAGUUUGAAAAGGCACGUCAAAUUAGUACAUUCAGUAUUAGAUAAUAUUAAAAAUAAUUUUGAAACUACACUUCUAAAUGACGAUAUUUAUAAAUAAAUAACAAUUUUUUGUGUAUUUUUUUUAUAUAUCUGUUAAUAAAAAUGGAUAAAACUCGUUAUAA
Messenger RNA from Diorhabda carinulata, 1895 nucleotides. Its product is annotated as gastrula zinc finger protein XlCGF26.1-like. Gene Ontology annotation, cellular component: nucleus. Lineage: Eukaryota; Metazoa; Arthropoda; Insecta; Coleoptera; Chrysomelidae. The record is from RefSeq and is a predicted model, not a curated record. The transcript is spliced from 5 exons. Gene Ontology annotation, molecular function: zinc ion binding. Bases 266 to 1831 code for a protein of 521 amino acids.